Messenger RNA from Chionomys nivalis (European snow vole), 2035 nucleotides. RefSeq names its product interleukin 27 receptor subunit alpha (gene Il27ra). The coding region runs from base 30 to 1904 and encodes 624 amino acids. Gene Ontology annotation, molecular function: cytokine receptor activity; protein binding. The record is from RefSeq and is a predicted model, not a curated record. The transcript has 14 exons. NCBI's taxonomy places the organism in Eukaryota, Metazoa, Chordata, Mammalia, Rodentia, Cricetidae. Gene Ontology annotation, biological process: cytokine-mediated signaling pathway. Gene Ontology annotation, cellular component: external side of plasma membrane.
CCUGGCGGUGCCUCUUGUCCCUGGGAACCAUGAGCGUGCCCCGGGUUGCUUGCCUCACACAUUUGGAGCUGCUGCUGCUGCCACUGCUGCCGCUGCUGCUUGGGACGCGGCCCCAGGGCAGCCCCGGCCCACUGCAAUGCUACAGCGUCGGACCCUUGGGAAACCUGAACUGUUCCUGGGAACCUCUGGGUCACCUGGAGAUUCCACUUGUGCUGUAUCACCAGAGUCAGAAGUACCAUUUCAAUAGAACCUGGGAGGUAAAGGUGCCUUCCAGGCAGAACUGGGUGACCAUUCCCCGGGAACAGUUCACCAUGGCUGACACACUCCGCAUCUGGGGGACACAAGAGGGCCAACCUCUCUGGUCCCCUGUCUUCGUGAACCUGGAAACCCAAAUGAAGCCAGGCACCCCCCAGCUCCUCUCUGAUGUGGACUUCUCUGAGGACAAACCCUUGGAGGCCACUAUGCUGUGGAAACCACCUCUGUGGCCACCUCAUAAGCUUCUCAUCUGUCAAUUCCAGUACAAAAGAUGCCAGGAAAAAGAGUGGACUCAGCUGGAGCCACAACUGAAGACAGAUCUGCUUCCUCCUGUUGAGAUGCAGAACCUGGAACCCGGCACCAGCUACCAGGUGUCCGGCCGCUGUCGAGUGGAGAACGGAGAUCCCUGGGGCGAGUGGAGCCCGGACCUGUCCUUCCAGACGCCGUUCUUCCCUCCUCAAGACGUGUGGAUUUCGGGCGCCGUCUGUGAGACAGCUGGCAACCGGACAGCCCUGCUUCUCUGGAAGAACCUGGGACCCUCCGUGCAGGGAACUUACAGAGUCGUGUUUGGGGUUGGAAAUGUUACUAUGACUCAAGAAGAGGUCCCUUGCUGCAAGUCCUCCAUCCCCACACUGAUUGAGUGGGCUGUAGUGUCCACUGUCAGCACCACCAACGAGACGCUUCUCGCCAACCUGUCUUUGGUCUGCUUGGCUCCAGAAUCUGCCCCCCAUGGUGUGGUCGUCAGCAGCAUUGAUGGGAGCUCAGGGUUACUGGUGACCUGGCAACAGGGGACCGGGGAACCGUGGGAGUAUGUGGUAGACUGGGCUCGAGAUGGUGACAGCCUGGACAAGCUCAACUGGAUCCAUCUCCCCACUGCAAACCUCAGUGCUCUGCUACCAGGGGAUUUUGAAGGAGGGGUACCCUAUCGAGUUACAGUGACUGCAGUAUUCCCUGGGGGGUUAGCUGCUGCCCCCUCAGUUUGGGGAUUCACAGAGGACUUAGUGCCCCUUGCUGGACCAGCAGUUUGGCGACUCCAAGAUGACCCCCCAGGGACACCUGCUAUAGCGUGGGAAGAGGUACCAAGACCCAAACUCCGAGGCCAGGCUACUCACUAUACCUUGUGCAUACAGGGUGAAGCCAUCCCCACCUUCUGCAGGAAUGUGAGCAGUAAUACCCAGAAUGUCACUCUGCGUAGCCUUCACUGGGGUUCCUUCGAGCUGUGGGUGACGGUGUCCACCAUUGCAGGACAGGGCCCACCGGGUCCUAGCCUUCGGCUUCACCUAUCAGACAAUGAAGUCAGAUGGAAGAUUCUGCCUUGUGUCCUGUCCCUAUGGGGCUUGCUCCUGGCAGGUUGUGGCCUGAGCCUAGCCGCCACCAGGUGCCUCCACCAGCGAUACAAGUUGCUUCCUCAGUGGAUCUGGGAGAGAGUUCCUGACCCUGCCAACAGCAAUUCUGGGCAGCCUUACAUAAAGGAGGUGAGCCUGCCCCAGCCACCCAAGGAAGGACCCAUCUUGGAAGUGGAGGAAAUGGAACUGGAACCUAUUACUGAGCCCCCUCCAGCCUCUGCCCCUCUUCACUCCGGAUAUGAGAAACACUUCCUGCCCACACCAGAGGAGCUGAGCCUCGGGCCUCCCGCCUCUAGGUUCUAGCACAUUCUACUUCAGGAUGGGGGCUGUGUCCCUGUUCUGGAUUAGACCUUUUUAUUUGUAGUUUUCAGAGAUAGGAUCUCACUACGUAGCCUUGGUUGGCCUGGAACUCACAGAGAUUCACCUGGUUCUGC